UUCAUUCGCUCGUGUUCUUGCCCUCGGAGGGAGCAAAUGUCAAUAGGAGACAAUGGAGCAGAUGGAGAACUUUCAUUAGUGCUUUAAUUUCAUUUCGAGCUUCCUCUGACGUCCUGAUCGACAGUUUUGACACUUGGCGUGCGCGGUUGUUCUGCAUCUCCAGCGGACGUUUAUCUCAUAUUUGACCAUAUAACAUGCUGAAUUGUUAUGAACCGCGCUGAAAACAGAACGGCUUUUCUCUGGUGAAUAUAAAAGAGGCAAUUUGGCGUCAUUUCGAGCCAGUUCUCGUCGGACACGCGCGGAAAUGGAUCUUAUGGGAAUCUACCUGCUUCAUCUCAGCUUCGCGGCUCUGCAGGUUGUGCUUUCUGCGAGCAGAGACUGUCUCAUAGCGGGAGACACGUGUUCCAGUGAUGAGACGUGUAGCCCGCGUCUGCGGACCCUGCGUCAGUGUGUGGCCGGUAACGGCAGCAUGAAGCUCGGCCCCGGAGCCCGCAGUCAGUGUGCAAACGCCGUGUCUGCGCUUCUGUCCAGUCCUCUUCACGGCUGCCAAUGCAGACGAGGCAUGAAGAGAGAGAAAAACUGUCUGAGCAUAUACUGGAGUCUCCACCAGUCUGGCAUCCACGGGCUUAACCUGGUGGAGAACUAUCCGUAUGAAGCGAUCGAGAAAGGAUACGACUUUGUCCGUCUGGCCUCCAUCACUGCAGACUCUGAGCUCGGCAUGAAUGCAGUGAACCGCUGCCUGGACGCUGCCAAAGCUUGCAACGUCGACGAUGUGUGCCAGAAACUGCGCACAGAGUACGUGUCAACAUGCAUUAAACCCUCCACCAAGUCGGGUUUGUGUAACCGAUCGAGGUGCAACAAGGCCUUGCGGCGGUUCUUCGACCGUGUGCCUCCGGAGUACACCCACGAGCUGCUGUUCUGCCCUUGCAGCGACACGGCCUGCUCAGAGAGACGACGACAGACCAUCGUGCCCAGCUGCUCCUAUGAGGGAGAAGAUAAACCCAGCUGUCUUUCCCAGAUGAGGAUCUGUAAGGCCGACUAUGUUUGCAGAUCCCGUUUGGCCCAGUUUCAGUACGACUGCCAGCCAGAAGAGCGGUCUGCCACCGGCUGCAAACAGGGAAACUACGCUGCAUGUCUUAUUGCUUACACUGGACUGAUAGGCAGUCCAGUCACCCCAAACUACGUGGACAACUCCUCAUCCAGCGUGUCUCCCUGGUGCUCGUGUUCAGCCAGCGGGAAUCUGAGAGAUCAGUGCACCGAGUUCCUCAAUUAUUUCACCGACAACCUCUGUCUCAAGAACGCGCUCCUGACGUUUGGGAAUGGAAUGGACUUCAGACCCACUCCCACCCGACCCCCGCGGUUCAUCCCUGUGACGGACCGAGGGCCACGAAAUACGACUGUGUUUGUCACAACGGAGACAGAAGCGAGCGCUCUGAGCCCAGCCAGACCCACACAGGACUCUGUGAAGGUGAGGCUUUGGUCGGACUCCACCGCGUCCUUCGACACACAGCAGAACUCGGCUCACGUGUUCGCCGCGGCGUCGAUAACCGUCUGGAUCUGUGUGUCUCUCAGCUUCUUGCUCAGCUGUGUUCAGUAACCGUACACAAGACAUUCUGUCCGGUCCGUAACUUCAGAUAAACUGGAUCCAGUUCAUCU
This is a messenger RNA of Carassius auratus (goldfish), 1656 nucleotides long. RefSeq names its product GDNF family receptor alpha-4-like. The transcript is spliced from 8 exons. Gene Ontology annotation, molecular function: signaling receptor activity. Gene Ontology annotation, biological process: nervous system development. Gene Ontology annotation, cellular component: external side of plasma membrane; signaling receptor complex. The coding region runs from base 305 to 1597 and encodes 430 amino acids. NCBI's taxonomy places the organism in Eukaryota, Metazoa, Chordata, Actinopteri, Cypriniformes, Cyprinidae. The record is from RefSeq and is a predicted model, not a curated record.